This is a messenger RNA of Fusarium verticillioides 7600, 3348 nucleotides long. RefSeq lists its product as hypothetical. The record is from RefSeq and is a predicted model, not a curated record. Bases 1 to 3348 code for a protein of 1115 amino acids. The transcript has a single exon. NCBI's taxonomy places the organism in Eukaryota, Fungi, Ascomycota, Sordariomycetes, Hypocreales, Nectriaceae.
AUGUCGGGAGCUGAGGCGGCGAUCGCAGGCAUAGGAUUCCUCUGCAAUGCGAUGCAGAUCGUCACCUUCGGCAGAGACAUUCUCCAAGUUUACAAUCAUGUUCGACAUGAACACUCUCCUGACCCCAGGCUGAAAGCUUAUCUCGAAAGCGCGAAAGCUUGCUUCGAUGAAAUGAACAGCUCAGCUUCCCACGUUCUGCCGUCGACCCGUGACCAACAGCAGAUAAUCGACAUUGGUAAAAAGCUGGAAGAAUCAAUGACCCAACUGCAGUCUAAAUUUUCGCAGCUUCAUAUUGAUGAUGCCUCUCGACGUGGAUUUCGCGGGAAGAUACAGGUGGGCAAAAAGAGUCUGGCAACUCUCUGGCAAGGAAAAGAGCUUGAAAGCCUUGAGGCCAACCUCAAGAGAUACGAAAGCCUUCUCCAUGGUGUCGUUCUGCACCGCAUUUGCAACCAGUCUCAAGCUGCAGAAAUCAGUUCACAACAGUCCUUUCACCAACUCAACACCAACCUACAGUCGGUCAUUAAACAACUGGCGGAUGGUCGCACAUGGAUGUCCGACCUUUCAAUCGAGUCACGGGAGAUAAGAACCCUUGUUACGCAGGAGCAUGAAACAACACGGGCUGCUAUUAACACAGGCUUCAAUACUUCGCAGGGUACUAUUUCUAGUUUCCGUGACUCCGUGUCUCGAGAGUUUCAGGAUAUAGCCCGACGCGACCAAAGCAAAUCGUUUGAACAAGAGCACAACCAAUUACUGCAAAGCCUCCGAUUCCCUGAGAUGAACAGCCGCAGGAAUCACAUCUCAGAAAACUACCCCGGUACCUUCGAUUGGGUUUUCAAGGGCCCCGAUGACCGCUAUCCAGGCAAUGUAUUAGGGCCGGCCUAUGGGAUAGGACUUUCAGGUCUCAAUUCAUUUCCGGCCUGGUUAGAGUCAGGUUCGCGCCAAUUCUGGAUCAGCGGUAAGCCAGCUUCUGGAAAAAGCUCGCUUAUGAAAUUUCUUGCAACGAAUUCCCUCACAUUACAGCAUUUGCAAGCCCAGCAUAGGAACAUCCAAAUCCUCACCCACUAUUUUUGGAAGCCAGGGCAACCUCUACAGAAGAACAUAGAAGGUAUGGCACGUUCACUCCUCCAUCAAUUGCUUCACAAGAACCGUGAUCUUGCCCAGCGGCUAUGGAUCGAACAGCCGAACGUUCAAGAUAAGCGAGAUGGUGGAGAUUGGGAUGUGAAUGAGCUAAAGAAAGCGCUAUGCUGGGCGAUCAAAUCUUCAGGAAACACUUUUUGCAUUUUCCUCGAUGGACUGGACGAGGCUAAGGAAUUUGAGGACCUACCUUGGGGUGACCAUCAGAACACCCAGGUUAUAUACGACUUGCUUUGGCUCGACAACAUCAGACUCUGCGCAUCCAGUAGGGAAGAGGAUCCGUUUUGCCGGUUUUUCGCAGGCCAACCCUGCCUCAGAAUGCAUCAGUUAAAUAAGAAGGAUAUCUACCAUUACACAGAGAAUCGGUUAGAAGUAUCUGGCCUAAACUCCAAAGAUCGAUCUCGACUUCUAUCAGAGGUUGUACAGAAAGCCGACGGUGUGUUUCUCUGGGUGGUCUUGGCUGUUAAUAGCCUCAAUCAGGCAAUACGCUCAGGUGGUACCAACGAAUUUGAGGAACGACUAGCACAAACGCCAUCAGAUUUACACGACCUCUUGAUUGAUAUGUGGAAUCGCCCAAGAGAUGAUGCAAAGUUAUUAACUCACAGCAUCGAGGCUUCUCGCUUCUUUAGUCUAGUUCUUGCAGCAACCGAUAUCGACACGGACAUCUGCUACUCUCUAGGACAUUCCGAAAUACUAGCUCUCUAUUCGAUGCGCUCCUCAAUUGUCAUGGCUACAGCCCUGGAGGACCAACCAUUCAUAUCCAUAUUAAGAGAAGGCCGAGAAAUUCAGGCAAAAGAGCUUGAAGCUAGAUGUGCGAGGGUAGAAGCUCGAUUGCGUUUGGUUUGCCGAGGUCUCCUCGAAGUAACGACACCCUAUGAUAAUGAUGAAAUUUACGCGUGCGCCGGAGAUGAAGCGCUUUGGGGCUAUGUCUUGAAAAGGGUCGAUUUCAUCCACAGGUGUGCAUUCGACUUCAUCACUGACACGCAAUUUGGACGCGAAUGUCUUGCACUUUGUCACUGGUCAUCAAUUGAGCAAGCCGAAAGGCUACUUGCGGGCCACUUAGUCAAAUCCCGCUUUCUAUGCUUCAAGUCAGCAAGAUACUCUUUCGAAAAAUCUCGCGAAGGAACGGUGUUCGUUGUCCAUGGAAACAACCACCAACUCUUCCCAGCCUUAGACGUUGUUCUCAACCAGUUCAGGAGCAACAUAUCUUUUCGCCAUAGCAUGAUUGAGAGAUUGAAAGACUGGCAGCAAUGUGGCUUGUUUUACGACCACUUGUAUUGGAACUAUCCGAUCUUUCCCAAAAAUCCUCCCAACCCGAGAGAAUUGGAGUUCCUUGAGAAUCUCGUGAUAGUAGCCGACUCAGACGCAGUUAUUAGCGAUUUUUUAGACCAGCUUUCUACUGAUUGCCUGGCAGACGCUAUUCCUGUUGUACUCAGCGCAUUGGAAGAUAUUCACGGGGAUAUACAAAUUAACUCGUGCGUAAAUCUUGUCGACUACAUCCUAACUCGCCUGAAAAGUGGGAUAGACCAAGGCUGGCGUGAUUUUUCGUCACAAGGUCAAUAUGACAUGAGAAAUGCAGCGCGCAUGCUCCAUUCAUGGUUCGUCAUGCAGUGCCUCCACCGUAUAUCUGACGAUUGGAUCAACGAUGGGCAUAAACUUACAGACCUACUGCGCCGCUUUAGCCAAACUCUAUCUUCAACAAACGAUUGGCAGUGUUCAUUGAUUCUGGAAUUCGGGGAUUUUAGUGAGUCCGGCUUUCUCCCACUUUCCAGCUCAAUGGAAGGCUUUGAUACUCGACAACAUACUCUGGCGAUUGGCAAUCUUGUUACAGCUUACCGCUUACUUGACCAACUUCUAUCAGAUCGUACAGGUUAUGCUCUAGACGUUGAACCUCCCCAGGACGCCAAGGAACGAUUUGAGGUACUUCUGAUCAGAGUCAAUGCAGAUCCUCCAGGUAGUGACAGAAAGUUUUUUUCACCCGCAAUAGAGUAUCAUCUCGAUAUUGCAAAUUGUAUAAGAGAUAGCCUGUCAGAACGCGAUGUCCAGAUUAGAGAGCAAAGAUGGUCUGUCCUGUUGCAAAACAUUAAUGCGGGCUUGGAAUGGAUAGGCGAGGACCUAUUGGGAUACUGCAUUAGGGAAAUUAACAAAAGAGGCUUGGAGCUGAUACAUCCGUGGGUAAAUGCGGUCAUACAUAGUUACUCAGAUGAGGAGUAG